AUGCCACACAUUGCUGAAAUAUCCCUGGAGGAAGCAGUUCAUAUGACCAAUCAAGAAUCCGGAAUGGGUGUCAGGGAGGAUCUGAAGAAAAUACGCUGUGCUGUGGUUUUUUGCUUGCUGUCUGUUCUAGUCCUGGCAUUACCCACAACCUAUCUGCUGGUUGGAAAUCUCAGAGCCCAUAAAUCUGGCCCGGCUCAGGUUGCAGAUGAAAGCAUGUCUAGAUUCCUAAAGCAACAGACAUCACCUAUUUCUUUAGUAUCCAGUGCAGGAAAGCCAAGAGCACACCUGACAGUUAAGAAACAAGAUAUUUCUCCCCCGAUGGGAAACCAGUUGCCAGUUCUCCAGUGGGAACACGAGCGAGGCUUAGCCUUCACCAAGAACAACAUGAACUACACCAACAAGUCACUGAUGAUUCCAAAGGCCGGGGAUUACUACAUCUACUCUCAGGUCACUUUCCGAGGGCCCACUCCAAAUCACAGUAAACCAGUUUCCAUAACGCAGACCAUCACCAAAGUCACGGACAGCUACCCUGAGCCUACCCAACUACUGACUGCCACCAAGACUCUGUGUGAGAUGGGAAACAACUGGUUCCAGCCUAUUUACUUAGGGGCAGUGCUUUUCAUGGAGGAGGGGGACAGGCUGAUGGUCAAUGUUAGUGAAAUCCAAUGGGUGGAUUACACUAAAGAAGACAAAACAUUCUUUGGUGCUUUUUUACUGUAG
Emys orbicularis (European pond turtle) is the source of this 720-nucleotide messenger RNA. RefSeq names its product TNF superfamily member 15 (gene TNFSF15). Gene Ontology annotation, cellular component: membrane. Bases 1 to 720 code for a protein of 239 amino acids. Lineage: Eukaryota; Metazoa; Chordata; Testudines; Emydidae. Gene Ontology annotation, biological process: immune response. Gene Ontology annotation, molecular function: tumor necrosis factor receptor binding. The transcript has 4 exons. The record is from RefSeq and is a predicted model, not a curated record.